Chironomus riparius is the source of this 372-nucleotide messenger RNA. Lineage: Eukaryota; Metazoa; Arthropoda; Insecta; Diptera; Chironomidae. The record is from the annotation of a GenBank genome assembly.
CAAAAAAGGCACGCGAAACUUCAACUUCCAGAAAAAUUAUUAAAAUUAAUUAAAAUAGCAGUCAAAUAGAGUUAAACCAUCAUCAUGAUUAUUCCAGUUCGUUGUUUUACAUGCGGAAAAGUUAUUGGCAACAAAUGGGAAGCAUAUUUAGGUCUAUUACAAGCAGAAUACACUGAAGGUGAUGCACUCGAUGCUUUAGGCUUAAAAAGAUAUUGUUGUCGACGAAUGCUUCUGGGACAUGUGGAUUUGAUUGAAAAAUUGCUUAAUUAUGCACCUUUGGAACGCUGAAUUUCUCUAAGUUUUAUGCUGUAAAAAAGUUUAUAUUUUUUCAAGUUAAGGAUAAUAAAUAAAUUAAGACGUCGAAUUAUAAUC